Molecule: messenger RNA, 977 nt
Organism: Labrus bergylta (ballan wrasse)
Lineage: Eukaryota; Metazoa; Chordata; Actinopteri; Labriformes; Labridae
Source: RefSeq, a predicted model, not a curated record
AUGGAUCUGAUGAGGAUUGAGGCACAAAGGUGGAAGACCCUCAACACUGGAGCAGCUCUCCAGUACUUGAGGGAUAAUGUCUUCACGGCCUCUGCUGGAAGCAGGCUCCAGGAAGGAGUCCCACAGGUCCUAGUUUUGAUAAGUGGUGGAAGGUCUUUUGACAGUGUUGAUGCACCAGCCUCUGCUCUCAAAGAGCUGGGUGUCUUGACCUUUGCAAUUGGAACCAGGAGUGCUGAUAGCAAAGAACUGCAGAAGAUAUCCCACGACCCCAGCUAUGCACUAACUGUGUCUGAAUUCACUGACCUUCCCAAUGUCCAACAACAACUUCAGUCCUCCGUGGAGGCUGUGGUUAUCGAGGUCUCCCCAGAAUCACCACCUGUUCCUGUCGAUACUGCCAAAAAGGAUAUCGUUUUCCUCCUGGAUGGUUCUGAUGGCACACGGAAUGGCUUCCCUGCCAUGCUUGAUUUUGUUAAGAGAGUGGUGGAGAAAUUGAAUGUAGGACCUAACAAUGACCGUGUCUCUGUGGUCCAAUACAGCAGAGAUGCAGAGAUCCAUUUCUAUCUGAACACAUACACCACAAGACAGGAUAUUUUGGAUACAGUCAGAGGGCUGAGACAUAGAGGAGGCAGACCCCUCAACACCGGGGCGGCCCUCCAAUACGUCAGGGACAACGCCUUUACAAACUCCUCCGGGAGCAGGCGCCUGCAAGGUGUUCCACAAAUGUUGAUCCUGCUAAAUGGUGGAAGGUCUUUUGACAAUGUAGAUACCCCAGCCUCUGCUCUCAAACAGCAGGGUGUCUAUGUGAUAGGCAUUGGCACAAGGAACUCUGACACUAGGGAGCUGCAGAAGAUAUCAUAUGACCCUAGUUCUGCUCUAUCAGUGUCUGAUUUCACUGACCUCCCCAGUGCCCAGGAACAGCUCUCCUCUGUAAUGAACACAGUGCUAACCAGGGCCACGCCCAUCACACCCAAAAGCUG